Penicillium cinerascens is the source of this 1791-nucleotide messenger RNA. RefSeq lists its product as uncharacterized. The record is from RefSeq and is a predicted model, not a curated record. Bases 1 to 1791 code for a protein of 596 amino acids. Lineage: Eukaryota; Fungi; Ascomycota; Eurotiomycetes; Eurotiales; Aspergillaceae. The transcript has a single exon.
AUGGGGGGUGGCGCCGUAUCCAUGAUCUAUCCUGGCCCCCUGGACAAGGCUUCAACAAGGGCAUACCGGACUCCUGGUCAGAUCGAAUACAUAACAAUCGAUGAUAUCUACGAGCAGGUCAUACAAGCUGGCCUAGGUUGCACAAUCAUCAAGAGGAACAUUAAGGACGCCUUCCGAAUCGUCCCUGUUGCCGAGAAUAACCAGCAUCUCCUUGCGUUCCAGUGGAACGAUUCCACUUACGUCGAAUGCUGCCUCCCCUUUGGCCUUGCAACGGCCCCAUUUCUCUUUAACCUCUUCGCCGAGGCUCUCCAUUGGAUACUCCAAUGCCUCCUCCCUGCAUUCUAUAUCAAUCAUUACCUUGACGACUUCAUCGCAAUUUCCCAGUCUCCCUCAGUGUCCGGCCCUACGGGUCCCUUUGAUAGGGUUUACAACAGAGUCACCGACUACCUACGUAUCCCUCGCAAUACCAAAAAGGACCAGCAAGGGACAUGUAUUACAGUCCUAGGUAUCCAGAUCGACUCUCUUGCAAUGGAAGCUCGCCUGCCACCAGAUAAGUUGUGCCGCGCCACAUUGGACGCCGCAGCUGCCCUGAACGCAGCGAGUCUCUCCCUCCAGCAAACAGAGCGUCUCACAGGCUCAUUGGCCUUCUGUUCAAGAGUUGUCCGGAUUGGAAGAACAAGGCUACAGUCUCUUUACACCUUCCAAGCCGCCUUCCCACAUGGGAGGAGCGCGCGCCGCCGUAUCUCGUACGAGGUACGUGACGAUUUGGAAUGGUGGAGGGACUCCUUGUCUCUUUUCAACGGCGUACUCCUAAUUGGCCCUUGCCGCCGCACCAUCACGCAUCUCUACACAGAUGCCUCUAGUAUAGGCCAGGGGCUCUUUUUCUUCUCAUCCAAGUCUACAUCAGACUGCUGGCUGGCCCAUCGUCACCAGCUUCAUCCAAGCAAUGCUGCCUCAUUGGCCCUUGCUCAAGACGCACAUGCGCACAUCAAUACCAACGAAGUAGACGCCUUUCUACAAGGCUUCCUACUCUUCAGCCACCAUUGGCGUCAUCAUACUCUCGUUGUCCACAUGGAUAGCUCUACAGCGCACACAGGACUGAAUAAAGGCUUCCUUCAUGGCCCGCCUAACGCACCCCUGAAAAGUCUACUUAUCCUAGCGGCGGCGAGAGACAUCCAAAUGGUGCCCCAUUGGCUCCCUUCCUGGGAAAACACACUAGCAGAUGCCCUCUCCCGUAAUAACUUCCAAGAGGUUGCUAACUUGUCCCCACUGGCAGGACCUCUCGGUAUUCAAUCGCCUGCGUGGUUCUCUUCACGAGCUCCUCAGCUCACUGCAGGCCACCUAAAACUGCUCUGGAGUGGUCUCAGCGCUAACACGCGUUCCGUUUACCUCUCCGUUCAACGCAGUUACGAAAGGCACAGCGCGGUACAAAAUUUACCGGCAUGGCCAGCCUCAACACAAUCGUUAACCUCCUGGCUAAAUUCACGACUCCUUGGGAAUUCAAACCAAAAGGCCGUUAAGCCCGAUACCGCACUCGCCGACCUAGCCGCUCUCCGAGCUUACCAUAUUGACAACUUCCUUGAGGAUAAACUCUUUGAUAAUAAGCACUUUCGACGUCUCAUAGACGGCGCGAGAAGACUCAACCCCAUCACUAAAGUUCGGGUUAGAAGACCGAUUUCGCGUGACACUAUUACGAAACUAUCCGCAAGGGCCUCUACACUCCCGUCGCGUCCCUUAGAGAUGACUGCGAACCUCUUAGACGACCUGAAUUUCGCGACCGCUGCCGGGUAG